Messenger RNA from Frieseomelitta varia, 4772 nucleotides. RefSeq names its product girdin (gene Girdin). The record is from RefSeq and is a predicted model, not a curated record. Gene Ontology annotation, biological process: cytoskeleton-dependent intracellular transport; cytoplasmic microtubule organization. The transcript is spliced from 23 exons. Bases 513 to 4274 code for a protein of 1253 amino acids. Gene Ontology annotation, molecular function: dynein light intermediate chain binding; microtubule binding. Gene Ontology annotation, cellular component: cytoplasm; centrosome. NCBI's taxonomy places the organism in Eukaryota, Metazoa, Arthropoda, Insecta, Hymenoptera, Apidae.
UAGACAGCUUCGAAUCGGUGCCGAUGUUCCGGCAGAUGUGGAUUUUGUUUAUACUUUCAAGUGUGUUUUACGUUUGAUCGCUUAACGUUCACUUCUCGACUCGAAGUGUACGGUGUACGUAAAAAUUCAAACAAUGUUUCGCACAGUUCAACGAAUACCGACAAUAUAUUAAGUAACGUUGGUGUAAGAUUGAAAUAAUAUAUGUUUUCACGUUGAAUGCCAUCGAUAUGAAAGUGUACGGUUGCAUUCUCCUUUGUUAUUGCAUCUGCAGUAAACGUGUAUGAAAUACGAUCGCUGAAUAAACAUUUUUAUUACUGUGCGAUUUAUUGCACAUGCAGUACUAAGCUUAAAAUUUGGCUGCACAUUCUGCAUUUGAAAAUUUAUUCUAUCUUGCAUUCAAUCUCUUUGCAAACUACAUUACCAGAAUUGUAAAAUAUUGAUUGUACUAUUUUUACUUGUGUAAAGAAAUAAUAGUGUCAUUUAUUGAAUACUGUCCUAAUUAAUGUGUAAAAAUGGCAUCUUCUGAAAUUGAUGAUUUUUUGUCUGGACCUUUGGUAACAUGGUUUGUCAGUUGCCUAGAGGAUCCUAAUUCAUUAACAAGUUACGAUGACUUGGUGGAUGGUGUAUUAUUACACAAUGUAUUUUUGCAAAUAGAUCCUGAACCAGUAUAUGUUGAAGUAAUACCUUCAGAAGGAAGUUCAUUAAUUCGCACAAAAAACUUGGAGGUCAUAGUGGAUAAUAUGAAACAAUUUUAUGAAGAGGAAUUAGGUCAUAUAAUCUUGAAGUUACCAGAUACAUUAAAUUUAGGCAAGGAACCGCAACUAUAUAUUUCCGAAAUGAAAUUGUUGUUAUUGUUGCUCCUUGGUUGUGCUGUACAGUGUCCUAACAAAGAAAAAUUUAUCACGAAUAUAAAAACGUUAAACGUUGAUACACAACUUGCAAUAGUCGAAUGUAUUAAACAGGUCACAGAUUAUCAAGACAUAGUUAUUACUCAAGAUGCAAUGGAAAAUGUAAAUAUGGGAUGUUUAUUUGUACAAAUAAAAAAAAUGACUCAAGAAUUAGAUUUAUAUCGUCAGAAAUGGAGAGACACUAUCAUAAACGAGAGUAUUGAAAGAAAUGAUUCGUCAAUUAGUGUAGAGACUGAAGAAAUGAACAAAGUGCAGCAGUCUAAUCCUAUUGUUAAAUCAGAACGCGAAGAUAAUCAUCAUUAUGCAGUUGAAUUGGCCGACUGGAAAUCAAGACUUAGAAAACAACGACAAGAAUUAGAAGAAAAAACAGAAGCAUUAUUGGAAAGUAAAGAGGAACUCGAAUACCUUAAAAUAUUAGUAACUAAAUUAAAGCAAGAGAACCAAGAAUUAAUGCACGAAGCACGCACAGCAAAGUCUUAUAGAGAUGAAUUAGAUGCAGUAAUUGAAAGAGCAGAUCGUGCUGACCAAUUGGAAUUAGAAGUAGUAAGAUAUCGGGAGAAACUCACGGAUAUAGAAUUUUACAAAACUCGAAUAGAGGAACUACGCGAAGACAACAAAGUUUUAAUGGAGACUAGGGAAAUGCUAGAAGACCAAUUAAAUUCAUCAAGAAGAAGAGCAGAUAAAGUAUUGGAAUUGGAGUCUGAAAUUAUUAAGUACAAACAAUUAUUGAAUGAUAUGGCAUUAGAACGUGCGGUUGAUAAAGAGAAAUAUCAAGAGCUAGUCGAAGAAAAUACUCAGUUGCAUAAACUAACGAAAGCUGCUGCAAAUGAAGCUGCCUUAGCUACUUCUAUAAGUGAUUCUGAAGAACCAGCACACGCUGAUAAUAGAUUAUCUGAACAAUUGACAAAUAAUGCACAAACACGGGCUUUGAAACUAGAAUUAGAAAACCGUCGAUUGGUUACUUUAAUAGACUCUUUAAAAGAAAGUUCAUUUCAUGAAAAUUCAUCUCGUGUGUUGGAAUUAGAAAAAGAAAAAAAAAAGCUGCAAUUAAAGGUCGAUUCGUUAAAUGAUAACAUUGAAAGGCUAACGCAACAAAAUUUAGAUUUGGAAUUGGUAUGGAAACAAGCACUUGAGGAGAACAAAAAAUUACAAAAUUCAUUACAAAAUCAAAGGACGUCGUCCGAGAAACAACAACAGGAAUUUCAAACCCAACAUACAAAAUUGAUUGAACUGGAAAAAAAUUACGACACGACAGUGAAAGAAAAACAACGAGUUCAGUCUUUAUUGGAAAGCGUACAAAGACGAGCAGAUGAUUUAGAACGUAGUUUAGAACUUGCAAAUCAAAAAAUCGAAGAAUUAAAAAUUAUCGAAAAUAACGUAAACGAAAUUAAUUCCAAGUGUCUUGAUCUUGAAUCAAAACUUGCGACAGUAGAACGAGAGAAAGAUAUAGCACUACGUGAUGUUCAUCGGUAUCGAGAAACAAUAGAAAAAAAAGAUGUUGCAUUGGACACAGCAACAAAUAGUAUUGAAGUUCUAGAAAAGAAAGUAACGCAACUUGAACAAGAACUUCAUGAUUCUGUUACACAAAUUUCAAGAUUACAAGAAAUUGAAAGAUCUAGUAAGGAAUUAGAUUCACGGGCAGCUAUUGAUAGAGAAACAUUAGAAAUUCUACAAUCGAGUUUAAUAGCUGAAAAAUUGAAUACACAACAGAUGUAUGCAAUUCUAGAAAAACUUGGCCUUAGUAGUGAGAUAUUGUUAUCACUUUCAUUUGAUAACAUCAUUAAAAAGAUCGCGCAAAUUCCGGAAAUUGUUGAUUAUAUAAAAAAUACAGAUAAUUUUUGCUAUUAUGAAAACUCAGUACCUGAAACUACGAAUUCCGAGGAUAAUGCAACUAGUAAUAUUCAUAGUACAUUAAAGGCAACAGUAGAAACGCUUAAAAGGGAACAAGAACAUUUAAAUAUGAAAUUGGCUACUGCACAAGUCGCAUCAGAAAAUCUUUUGUCUGAAAAUGCGAAACUUCAAGUUCAGAUAACGACACUACAAUCCCAAAGUAAUUCUUUAGCAGCACAACAUACAGCCUUGCAGCUUGCAAAUUCGCAACUUGUCGCUGAGAAAGAAGAGUUGUUAAAGGAACGUAGUACUCAACAACAAGCGCACACACAACUGGUUCACGAUCAAAUCACUCUGCAAUCUUUGCACGAGCAAUUAAACAAUGAAUAUGAAAAUCUUUUCCAUGAACACGAUGCUCUUAAAUCAAACUUACGAGAUGUAAAAAAUGAAAUUAGAAUGUUACGCGAAUCUUAUGAAGGAUUGAAAGAAAGAAACAGGACAUUACUAUCUGACAAGGAAUCGCUGGUGAAUAAUGCGAGAAGUUUAAAUAAUUUGAGAGGAGAACAUUCGAAACUGAAGGACGAUUUUAGAAAUCUGUACACUGCUACAGAAAAAUUGAAAAUAGAAUAUAGAAAUUUACAAGAAGAUUAUAGAAAAAACAAAAUUGAAACAAACCGAUUAAGUCUUAAGUUAACAGAAAUGCAAGGCGAGCUUAGUAGUAGAGAUGAAAGAUGUUCCAAUUUAGAACUUCAAAUUAAUAAAUUAAAUCAACGUUGUGAGGUUCUAUUACAUAUGAAUUCUGGUUUAGAUAAUGAUAGGCGUUCUUUGAUGGAUCAUAUUACUUUACUCUUUAGUCAAUAUCAUGAACUUCUGACUCAUUCUCUUGAAGACAAAGAACAUUAUCAUAUGGAAGAAAAAAUGUACACGGACAAAGUAAAUCAUCUAUACAGACAAAAAGAAAAAUUAGAAGAUAAGAUUAUGGAACAUUAUAGAAAAUUGGAAAGUUGUAGUCCAAAAAAAAAAGGAUUUGGAGCUAAUUUCGUUCGAAGGGUUCGAAAAGCUGGAUCAGAAUUUCUUAAUAAGAAUCGACGAUCUUGGAUGGAAGAUUCCAAACACUCGGAAGGAAAAGCUUAUGAGUCAGAAUCUGGUGGAAAUGACUCUGAUGUUAGUAUAGAAGAUCAACGAUUAGCAGGAUCAACUAGAGGUCUUGGAUCAGACGCGUUAUCUCUUGGACAUCCAGGAACUAGAAGAACAGUAUAUUACAGCGAUGAUUCUCCACCGCCGUCAACUACCUUACCAGAACAGGGAGAUGACAGACGUUCCAUAUUGUUGGAACAAACUUCACGAUCGGAGGUGCAAGCGGAACCUCGACCGGUUCUGAUAUACAACAAAGUAUCGGCAGUUAUAAACGAAUCAAAAAAUCUAAACAGUAUUGAAAUGAAGGAUGUAGGGGAAGAAGAGACAGUGAUAGAAAUUUCUGUGGAUAAAGAUUCUAAAGCGGGUAAUCAAGUGUGGUACGAAUAUGGUUGCGUAUAAUUUUACGUUACUUUCAUCUAUUUGCUUGUACUUGCCACAAAGAUCAAGAUUUAUUGUACCUCGAUUUUUUUACUUUUUAAUUCAACGAAUAUUUUCCACAAAUUCGUAUGAACGAUCGACUAUUUCAAAAGACUUUCAGUAGCAAUUUUAAUUGAGUGUUCACGAGUUCCUAGAAAGUUUUUUAUGAAAGUAAUAUAAAUUAUCAAUUUAUUUUCGAAUUUCAUAUUUAUUCUAAAUAUUUGAUAUUUUUAAUACAUCAUUUUUAUUAGCAUGAUCUUAUACAUUUAUACUGAUACGCGUUCAUAAAAAGUUGAUGUAUAAUCAUGUGCUAUGUAAGUGUACAUCAGUUUGCAGAUAACAAAGCGAAAGCAUUUUGUUUUGACAGUGUCAUCACUAUGUAUAAUGUAUAGUUCAAUUAGUUAGUCUAUCAGUCAUUAAACUAGUUGUAUUAAUUUUAAUGCCUAAAUUUCGCAUUUAUGAAGUAUAAAAAUAAUUAAA